This is a messenger RNA of Haliotis rubra (blacklip abalone), 456 nucleotides long. Its product is annotated as dentin sialophosphoprotein-like. The transcript has a single exon. NCBI's taxonomy places the organism in Eukaryota, Metazoa, Mollusca, Gastropoda, Lepetellida, Haliotidae. Bases 1 to 456 code for a protein of 151 amino acids. The record is from RefSeq and is a predicted model, not a curated record.
AUGCAUUAUUCAGACUAUGCCCCCAAAGUAGCCUUGUUUACAGCACAUAGAGACAACGACGACAACGCCGUCACUCUGAGAGACAAGGAAAAUGACUUCAGUCAGAGGUACAACGUCAACAAUGACUUCAGUCAGAGGGACAACGACAGCAAUGACUUCAGUCUGUGGGACAAUGACAGCAAUGACUUCAGUCAGAGGGACAACGACAGCCAUAACGUCAGUCUGAGGGACGACGACAGCAAUGACUUCAGUCUGAGGUACAACGACAGCAAUGACUUCAGUCAGAGGGACAAUGACAGCCAUAACGUCAGUCUGAGGGACGACGACAGCAAUGACUUCAGUCUGAGGGACAACGACAGCAAUGACUUCAGUCUGAAAGACAAUGACAGCAAUGACUUCAGUCUGAGGGACAACGACAGCAAUAACUUCAGUCUGAGGGACAACGACGUGCAAUAA